AUGUUGUUGUACGGAACGCGGACCUGCGUGAUGACGCACUUCCGGCGGCGCUGAGGCGGGAAAGUUGAGCCCCAAAUUUUUGGGAUUUUCCAGGAAUUCCCCAGGGAUGGAUCCUGGGAAAGAAGAGGAGGAAAAAGAAGGAAAAAUGGAUUUUCCACAUGGGGUGCUGUCCCAGCUGGAGCAGUUGGAGUCUCUGGCUCGGGGCCGGGCCGUGGCUCAGGAGCGCCGGGAGCAGCUGCAGGAGCGCCGGGAAUUCCUGAAAAACCAAAUCUGGGAAUUGCGGCAGCGCCGGGAGCGGCUGCGGGAGAGAAUCCGGCAGGCGGAGCUGGGAAAUUUGGGAAUUCCGUCGGAUCCGGAUCCUCGGGAAGUGCUGGAGUGGAGAAUCCGGAAUUGCCGGGACCUGCUCCAGAUGUUCCAGCUCACAGGGAUCAGCGGGAAGCUGAGCAAACACGGAAUCUCCUUCUCCUUGCACACGUCCUUCGAGGGCUCCCUGCUGGAUUCCUUCCAUGUGGAGCUCCAGGAAUUCCGGGAAUUCCGGGAAUUCCGCGUGCGCCGCCAUUCCGUGCCCCCCUUCAUCCCCCUGGAGCGCCUUUCCCAGGAAUUCCUUCCCAAGGAUCCUCGGGAAUUCUUGGGAAUUCUCUUCCAGCACCUCAACGCCUUCGUGGCCAGGAGGCACCAGCUCCAAAAAUUCCAGAAGGAAUUUUCCGAGUGCAUCCAAGGAAUCCCUUCCCAGAAUUCCCUGUGCAACCUCCUGAGCUUCCACUACCGAAUUCCCGGCGGAAAUUCCGGAAAAUUCCCGGAAUUCCGGGAAUUCCGAGCGCGGCUCCUGUACCGGGACCCCCUGCGGAGCCUCCCCAGCGACGUCAGCGUCAGCAGCCACGCGGGAGCUGCGGUCCCGGAGCACUCGGAGCUGCUCCGGAGCCUCCCCCUGCCCCGAGCGUUCCGGGAGAUCCGAGCCCGGGAAAUGCAGGAAGCGGCGCCGGGAGUCGGCUGAGAAAUCCGGGAAUUCUGGGAAAAAAUCCGGGAAUUCCUGGGGGAAAAAAUCCGGGAAUUCCUGGGGGAAAAAAUCCGGGAAUUAUGGGAAAAAAGCUGGGAAUUAUGGGAAAAAAUCCGGGAAUUCCUGGGGGGAAAAAAUCUGGGAAUUCUGGGAAAAAAGCUGGGAAUUCCUGGGGGAAAAAAUCUGGGAAUUAUGGGAAAAAAUCUGGGAAUUCUGGGAAAAAAUCCGGGAAUUAUGGGGGAAAAUCUGGGAAUUCCUGGGGGAAAAAAUCCGGGAAUUAUGGGAAAAAAUCUGGGAAUUCCUGGAGGAAAAAAAAUCUGGGAAUUCCUGGGGGAAAAAAUCUGGGAAUUAUGGGAAAAAUCUGGGAAUUCUGGGAAAAAAUCUGGGAAUUAUGGGAAAAAAUCCGGGAAUUCCUGGGGGAAAAAAUCCGGGAAUUAUGGGAAAAAAUCUGGGAAUUCCUGGAGGAAAAAAUCUGGGAAUUAUGGGAAAAAAUCU
This is a messenger RNA of Oenanthe melanoleuca, 1492 nucleotides long. It is a transcript of the gene CENPO, whose product is annotated as centromere protein O. The transcript is spliced from 7 exons. The coding region runs from base 107 to 994 and encodes 295 amino acids. Lineage: Eukaryota; Metazoa; Chordata; Aves; Passeriformes; Muscicapidae. Gene Ontology annotation, cellular component: Mis6-Sim4 complex; kinetochore. The record is from RefSeq and is a predicted model, not a curated record.